Molecule: messenger RNA, 669 nt
Organism: Lactuca saligna
Lineage: Eukaryota; Viridiplantae; Streptophyta; Magnoliopsida; Asterales; Asteraceae
Source: the annotation of a GenBank genome assembly
AUGGUAUCAGAGCAUUCACCACCUGGGAUUAUGGCUGGUGAUAAAGGAGGAGGGAAGGAGGCUAGAGGAGCUCAACUGAAGAAGGUUGAAUCGCUUGAGACAGAGUUAGGGCAUUUGUAUGCUCGAAUGGAGAAUCAAGGACAUCAGAUCCAACAGAACGCUGAAUCCAUAGCCUCUCUUCAGUUGAAGAUGGAUCAAAUGUUUGAGGAGAUUUUGGGUGCCAUAGCCAAAAGCCGACCAACAAUCAACAAUGAGAAGAAAACCAUGGAGGGAGAGCCUAGCAACACACCGGUUCUAUCCAUAGAGGAAACUCCAAGGGUUUACAGUAGAGCGUCACACACUGAUACAGGAGGUUCAAGAAAUGGAACAGGAGGUGGUUUCAUCGGCAGAGGCGGCGGCUAUAUUCCCAAAGGCGAAUACAGAGGAGGGACCAACCAGAGAUUUCACAAACAUGAGAUGAUCUUGUUUGAUGGAACUAACACAGAGGAGUGGAUUUUUAAUAUAGAAAGGUCAUUCUGCUCAUAUGAAGAUGAUGAAACAAUGGAAGUUGCGGUGGGGGCUCUAGCGGGCGACACCCUACUAUGGUAUGAAUGGGAGCAUAGGAGGCAGCCCAUACGAGAUUGGGAGGAGCUGAAGGGCUUGAUCCGUCGCCGAUUCGGAUCCUCAUAG